AUGCCGCCACGCAACUCAGCUGAUAGUGGUGUAUUACUCGAUGGAGUGCUGAAUAACACUCAAGUUCCCCAUCAAUCAUUAUGUGUGAUCAAUGACGGAACUACCUUUUCAGGAUUACCUAUUUUCAAGGAUAUUCUUAGGAGAGCUAUAAGAAGAGGAGAAGAAGUCACGUUGAUUAGUAUACUCCACUCACCUGAAGAUCUCUUACCAUCAGAUACAAGCUCCAGUUCAAGUGCCAAGAUCAAGGUUAUAGACUUGAGCGGCUCGGUACAAGGCUAUAGUACCGAAGAGGACAUAGGCACUAUGAAAGAUAAAAUACUAUCUACCUAUACGUCAGGACAGAUUUUCAUCGAUGCUUUGGAUAUCUUGGCUGAAGAUUAUUCUUCUUCAGCUGUAUUAUCACUCACAAGAAGCAUAUUGAACGUGAUCAAGAAAUCUAAAGCACCGUCACGAUUGAUCCUUCUACUUCCACCAUCAUCAAUCAUACACUCAGCUUUGAUACCACCUUCAUUCAAUUCAACUAUUACUCUAUUAACACCUCAUCAACCGUCAUUAGUACAACAUCUAUCAAAGUCAUACUUAUCACCAAUAUCAAUUACGCCUUCGCCUAAUUUGUGGAUGAUUUUGGAAAAUGCAACUAAGCGUUCUAUAUCAUCUGAUUUAGCAUAUAAGGGAGAAGAAGGAAUUGAGGCUGAUCCAAAUUGGUUAACAAAUGGUGGUAAUGCUAUAAUACAAGUAUUAGUUAGAAAAGCAACGGGUGGAAUUAAAGGUAUAUCAAGAUCUUUAGAAGCUGCUAAAUGUUCCACUGGUGAUAUUGAUACAAGGUCAGAAUUGGAAGUGAUCGAAUUAGAAGAUAUAAUAAAUUUGAACCCAAUCACCAACCCAACAAACACUAUCUCACCAAUGGAGAAUGGUGAUAACAAACCAAUUCAAAAUCAUUCUGAACUGGAUUUACCAUUCAAUCUAAGUUUGACAGAUGAUCAAAGAAGGAAAAGAGCAGAAGUACCUUUACCUUAUGCCCACGAAGGUGAAGGCGCAAGUGGUGACUUGAUUUGGGAGGAUGAAGAGGAGACCGAUGAUGAGGAGAUUUAG
Kwoniella shivajii is the source of this 1092-nucleotide messenger RNA. RefSeq lists its product as uncharacterized. Lineage: Eukaryota; Fungi; Basidiomycota; Tremellomycetes; Tremellales; Cryptococcaceae. The transcript is spliced from 4 exons. Gene Ontology annotation, cellular component: nucleus; cytosol; elongator holoenzyme complex. The record is from RefSeq and is a predicted model, not a curated record. Gene Ontology annotation, biological process: tRNA wobble uridine modification. Bases 1 to 1092 code for a protein of 363 amino acids. Gene Ontology annotation, molecular function: tRNA binding.